AUGGUGACAGUGAAUCUUGGAAUGCUCCAUUAUGUACUGGACCAUGUAUAUGGUGCAUUCAUGCACAGAACAAAGAUAAGCCCACAAUUUUUUUCAAGAGGGUGGGGAGGUACAAAGCUUGAGUUGCUUGAGAGAAUGAUCAAGCAGCUGUUCCCAGAAGUUGCAGGUCAGAAUUGGCCUCCCACUGUUAUCCGACCCAAUUGGAAAACAGUUUGGGAGAGCCAGACAGCUACUCUUAGAGAAGGGGUUUUCAGGACACCUUGUGAUGAGCAGCUUCUUAGUGCAUUGCCUCCUGAGAGUCACAAUGCAAGAGUUGCAUUUCUCUUCCCAAAAUCUGUGCCCCCUCAGAAAAUGGCCUGUGUGGUUCAUCUUGCAGGAACAGGGGACCAUACAUUUGAAAGAAGGUUGCGUCUUGGUGGACCAUUGUUGAAGGAAAACAUUGCAACCAUGGUGCUCGAGAGCCCUUUCUAUGGACAAAGACGUCCUGUGAUGCAGCAUGGGGCAAAACUCUUGUGUGUGAGUGACUUGCUUUUAUUAGGAAAGGCAACCAUUGAAGAAGCUCGCAGUCUCUUGCAUUGGUUAGACUCUGAGGCAGGGUUUGGAAAGAUGGGUGUUUGUGGACUUAGUAUGGGAGGAGUACAUGCUGCAAUGGUUGGAUCACUGCACCCUACACCUGUUGCAACCCUUCCUUUUCUCUCUCCGCACUCUGCUGUUGUGGCAUUCUGUGAGGGAAUAUUAAAGCAUGCCACUGCUUGGGACGCACUGAGAGAGGAUCUUGCAGUGCAGAAGGCUGCAAUGACUCUUGAGGAGGUGAGAGAAAGGAUGCGCAAUGUUCUGUCCCUCACAGAUGUCACACGCUUUCCGAUUCCAAAAAGUCCCAAUGCUGUGAUUUUUGUUUCUGCCACUGAUGAUGGGUACAUUCCAAAACACUCUGUGCUGGAGCUGCAAAAAGCUUGGCCAGGUUCAGAAGUAAGAUGGGUCACUGGUGGCCAUGUUUCAUCUUUCCUUCUCCACAACGGUGAGUUCCGCAGGGCCAUUGUGGAUGGACUUGACAGAUUGCAAUGGAAGGAGUCUCCAUUGUGA
Messenger RNA from Prunus armeniaca (apricot), 1083 nucleotides. NCBI's taxonomy places the organism in Eukaryota, Viridiplantae, Streptophyta, Magnoliopsida, Rosales, Rosaceae. The record is from the annotation of a GenBank genome assembly.